AUGAAUAAACAGCAGAAGCAAGAGAAACGCAAUAGAAAGGCAGAAGCAGAGGACGGCGAAAAAGUAUAUAAGCGAAACGCAGAAGCAGCAAUGAGCAGUGAAGACAAGAGAGACCAGGAAAAAGAGAAGGAAAGAACAUCAAAGACAGGCGAAACGGAACCCUAG
This is a messenger RNA of Racocetra fulgida, 165 nucleotides long. Lineage: Eukaryota; Fungi; Glomeromycota; Glomeromycetes; Diversisporales; Gigasporaceae. The record is from the annotation of a GenBank genome assembly.